GAUCAUUCGCGUCAACGGAAUCGGACACGUCUGCAAGCCAUCCGCGUUUGUUUGUAAACAAACGCGUCUUCAACAUGCUUGAUCGGGCGAUGCUGGAGGCGAGAUCGUCAAAGAAAAGCUAGGGAAUAUAAGAAUUUUCACAUGGGAAGAAAUUCCCUGUCAAGAUAAGAUACGAAGGAGGAUAAGACGAGAGAAGAAGAAAAAAAAAACGGGGCAGAUCAACAUGCCGAGACAUAACAAAGUUUUGUACAUCGGCGGGAAUGCACAACAGAUGAAGAAACAACAGAAGACGAGAGGAAACAGACAGAUGCUAGUAACCUCUCUGAUACAGAGGAAUCUGCAGAGAAGGAAAAUAUACAUUCUGAAAAUAAAAUCUCAAACAUUAGAUCCUGCCUGGAUGGAUGAAAAUCUCCUUUCCAUAGUGAAAACUGCAAAAGCAUUACAUAAUGAAGGCUAUUUGUAUAAGCAUGAUAUAUCUCCUGAAGAUCUGCAAGGUCUAAAAAAAAGAUAUAUGUGUGACAGUACAGAGGUGUCGACUGUAGAUGAUAUUUGGAAACUUUGGGAUGUGCUGGAGGAAGUAGCAGGAAAACCAGGCGUGAAGCCCAUUUCAGUGGUGAAUUCACUCCCUACAGACUUUGAUGACUCAGAACCUUCGUCAUCAGUGUCAGCAGCGCACGACCCAGAGGUUAACGAUAUAAGAAAUGGUAAAAAAUAUGUAUUAAAACAUGCUGAUCAUAGCACAUCACCAGCAGAAGCCAUCCAUUCACAGCCACAGACACUUACAAAAUACUCUAUAUCGAUAAAAUCAAAACCGGCAAGGGUGCUUCAGCCUUCGAUUUCAGCCUCAGAUCUACUAUGGUCAUCGAAGGUACCUCAGGUUGCUGUGGAAACACAACAAUUAAAGCCACCAUUUCCACAGACACUUGCUAGCUCUGUGACAGCGUGUCAGCUUUCAUCACUAGAGUCGGUAACAUCUUCUUUGAUAGAACAUGUAAAAGAGCAAAAAUCGAUGGAAGUCAAAAGAAAAAUUCUAAAGCAAGUAAAAGAUUUUAUUCAGGGACAAAAUGCAAGGUUUGAAAGACUAGCUGAAAUUGCAAAUCGGCAAAACAGUUUAUUGGAGCAGUUUGCAAAUCAUAUGGUCCUUAAAGAACAGCAAGAGCAACAGAUAAGAAGGGUCAUGCAGCAACGGUUUGGACAGAUACAGCAGAUGGCACACUUUUAUAACCUGCAGCACCAACAGCACCAACAGUUUAUCCACCAACUUCGGCAGCUGCAACUGGAAUUUUUGUAUGAACUGCAUGACCACCACCAAUGCUACAUGCAAAGGAAGGGUAGCAGUUAAUUUUGGUAAAAGAUUGAAUUGAAAUGAUAAUUGAAAUGAUAAAGCCAAUCUUGCACAGUGAGAGUGAUAUGCAAGUUACAUCAGUUGCAUUGAUGGUACAAUAUUUUGUAAAAGGAAGUAUAAAGUCCCAUGUUUACUCAUGCUGAGAUUGGAGAUAAGUGCAUUUAUUUUGUGAAAUUGUUUUUAUAUGUGAAUUUCAGCAUGGAGUAUAAUUUCCCUUUUUCAAACUAAAUUACAGUAUGAACUGUUAAUAUAAACUGUUGUAAGCAAAAUGACCAACCUUACAUUUAGUUGAGAGAGUUCCAAAGACAUGAAUAUUAUUCAUAAUUUUGUGAAUGUAAAUUUGUGUGCAGUAUUUCUGUUUUAGUUUAAUAUAUAGUUUGUACAGUGGAAACGUGUAAAUAAUUAUCUUAAACUUCAUAUGAUAUAU
Molecule: messenger RNA, 1772 nt
Organism: Penaeus monodon (black tiger shrimp)
Lineage: Eukaryota; Metazoa; Arthropoda; Malacostraca; Decapoda; Penaeidae
Exons: 5
Coding region: 224-1342 (372 amino acids)
Source: RefSeq, a predicted model, not a curated record